Molecule: messenger RNA, 966 nt
Organism: Rotaria sordida
Lineage: Eukaryota; Metazoa; Rotifera; Eurotatoria; Philodinida; Philodinidae
Source: the annotation of a GenBank genome assembly
AUGAUUUGGGACAAAAUCAGUGAUCGUGUUUUCAUCUCAACUGAACAGCUUGUUGAACGUGUUCGUCGAGAUAUUAUUGAUACGACCGUACGAAAUACAUCUCGUGACUUACUUAUCUCCAUUGAAGGUAGUUCGGUUAUGGACACUCAUCGAUGUGUGCCUGAAUUCAAAUGGAUGCGAUUACUGAGUGAUACAUUAAAGCGUUUCACGCCUACCGAACGCUCACGUCAGGAUAUGAUAAAUACACUCCGCUAUCAUUUUGAUAUGAACGCUGCUAACGAGAAGUUUGUUAAUGAUCUUGCCGAACAUUACCAACCAAAAGAUGCGCUCACUUGGUAUUGUAAAGCUGGGCCACUCUUUCGUAUGCUCAAUCGAGCAUUACGCAAUGGACGCAUGGAUAUCAUUUACAAAUACCGUCAGAUAAUACGAGACAUCUCAUUGGCUCUCCAACAUGAACACUGUGCACAACAUCAAUACUAUGAAGUAAUAACAAUGGGUGAUCCUUACUAUGUUUUUCGUGGACAAAACAUGCCGAUGGCAAAUAUUGUAGCGCUUCAAGGAAGCAUUAAUAAAGUUGUUUCAUUUAAUGGAUUCAUCUCAACAAGUCAUGAUUCAAAUGUCGCUAAAACAUUUCUUCAAUCGCGUGAGAGCGGAUUCGAGCCUGUUCUCUUUGCUUUCAAGAUAGAUCGUAAUCAAGAAACAACGUCUUUUGCUGAUAUCAAGGAUUUUAGUAGUAUGAAAUCGGAGGAUGAAGUAUUAUUUGAUCUCAAUUGUCUGUUCCGUGUUACUGCUAUUACUAAAAAGGAAUCUGAGGAAGCAAACGAGGUAGAAACAACAAACGAACCGCAACAGCCAAGCACAGUUCCAACUACUCCAGCACAUUGUUCAUUAUCGAUUGAUUUCGAUCCAUUACCAUUUACAGCUGGUUAUGUUGUUGAUAUAACUGAUACUUGGUCUAGAUGUUGA